AUGGGGAGAUUCAUUCAACUCGGAGCUCUUGCUUGCUUGUACCUGGGCGUGGAGUCCAAGGCGCUGAGAUGGCAGGACGAUACCCCAAGCUGGUCUCCACCCAGGCAGACCAUUGCUGCGAUGAACAUGGAGGAGCUCGGCUUCAGUCCGAAGCCCACUGCGGCGCCUGAGCCCGGCAAUGUCGACCUGAAGCUGGCCAAGCGUGUAAGAGGCGACGACACCUGUGGUUACAUCUCUGGAGAAGCUACCAACUCCAUCUACUGCGGUACUGGAUCCUGUGUCAUCAACAGCUUCUAUUCUGUUGUUGGUUGCUGUAGCUCUUCCUCAGUCACAGACUGCACCACAAUUGCUACGAGCUGUCUCCCAUCAAGGUCGGCUAGUCGCGCCAGCAGUGGUGAUACUCGUAUGCAGCUCUGCACUGCCUCGGAAAGACCCGAGUGUGCCACUUACAUCUACUCGGGCUCGCUGUUCAACCGUUAUACCCUUUAUGCAUGCGCUGCCACCGAGGAAGUGAUUGUUGUCUACGCAAACCCUACAGAUUCUUCCGUCACCCAAGAGUCGACGACAGCACCGUCAACAACCUCCCUCCGCAACAUCGCAUCAACCACUGCUACGUCUGCAGCGACUACUAGCACGUCUAGCGGUGGUGGUGGCGGCGGCGGCGGCUCGUCCACUCCCGUUGGUGCUAUCGUGGGCGGCGUCGUCGGAGGCGUAGCGGCUAUCGCACUCAUCGUCUUCGGCAUCAUCUUCCUCCUCCGCAAGAAGAAGAAGGACACCAACAACGUCAACAAUAACCAGGCCGCCCACCAGUCUUAUGUCGGACCCCCGCCGCCCAACCAGGGACAGCCGCAGAUGUACCAGCAGCCUGGUCCCCCGGCGCAGCAGCCGUCGCCCCAAGGAUACCCUCCCCAGCAACAGCAGGGACACUACCCGCAGGGCUUCACACCUGUGGACAACAACAAUAACAGACAGAGCAUGAUGAAGCAGCACUACGACGUCACCACGGGAUCCUACGACCAGAGCAACAACGGCGUCAGCCCGCCCGCCAGCCCGCCACCCAUGAGCCCCUCGCCCACUUACCAGUCCGGUGUGCCGCAGUACGUGCCGUCUCAGAACAGCGUCAGCCCGACGCAGGGAACGUAUCCUCCCCAGCAGCAGCCCCCGCAACAGCAAGGGGGCUACUACAACGCUCCCGCUCAAGGACAGCCACCUGCACCACAGCAGCACCAGCACCAGCAGCCGGGCUUCGCGUCUGAGUUGCCUGCUCACAGGGGCGACAAUGAGCUGCGUGAGUUGGCUUGA
Messenger RNA from Colletotrichum abscissum, 1302 nucleotides. RefSeq lists its product as uncharacterized. The transcript is spliced from 3 exons. The record is from RefSeq and is a predicted model, not a curated record. Bases 1 to 1302 code for a protein of 433 amino acids. Lineage: Eukaryota; Fungi; Ascomycota; Sordariomycetes; Glomerellales; Glomerellaceae.